GACGGCCGGCGCUCCCAUCAUGCACCGCGCGUCCGCUCCCCCGGCCCGGAACACUCACGGACCGGCGUGACCUCCGCGUCCCGGGUCGGCUUCCGACGUCCCCUCGCGUCUGUCCCCGCCCGCGCUGUCCGGGUCCCCCCCGCUCGUUCUUCCUCGCGAGCUCGCGUCUACACGCACAGAAACUCCGCGGUUCGCCGUCGUCAGGUCCCGUUCCUGAGUGGCCCCGGCGACGCCCGCGCUCCGGGCUGUGCCGCGGCGCAGCACGGGGUCCCGGCCCGGCCCGAAGACGAUUACCCGCAGAAAUGCCCACCGGGAGGAAGACGCGACAACCCACACAAGUCGUCGCGUCGAAAACGCCGAGGAACCCGCUGUCAGAAGCGGCUGGCACCGGCGCUUCCGAGGGGCGGGACGGGGCGUGCGCCGGAAGACGCUGUCACGCCCCCACCCCGCGACCGGAAGUAGACGUGACGUCAGGGCGGCGCCGGCUCUUCCGGGCUCUUCCGGCGCCGGUUCAGCUGUGCGAUGGUCAUUCCCUUCCCGGUGGCGGCUGAGAAUUCGGCUUCGGCUUUGCCAUUUGUGUUUAUUUUUGACUUGGUAUCUUCGGGGAGGGAGACGAGCGGGCUCGCGGGUGUCUAAGGUGUGCGUGUGUACGUGAACAAACGUAAGCAUGUGUGGACACAAACCUUCCUGUUGAUAGGAAAGGAAACCGAGAAGGCUCGGCCUGCCCGGUCCCGGCGGGCUCAGACUAGGUACCCGUACUCAUGCUUUUCUUUGGAAAAAUCUGAGUCUGUUGAAAAUUUUAACAAACGGUGCAGUUGUGCUGGAUUUACUCAUGUUUAGCAUGUGCAUGUUUCUCUCUCCCAGGUAAAUAAGUACGUUUUAUGAUGAACUAUUAUUGUGUGAGUGUAAGUAGGUUGAGAAUGAAUUGCACACGUGAUACCUAACCCUUAAAUACUUAGUAAGGCAUCUACCAAAGAUAGACGUUGUACUACUAAAAUGACAAUAUUAGUAUUUCAACGUUUCACCUAAGAAAAUGAAAAAUAAUGUCACCUAAUGUCUGCUGUAAUAACUAGAAUUCUCCCCAUUGUUCCAACAUAGGUUCUUGGGUGAUUUGGGAUCUAAAACCCAUUCAAGGUUUGUAUGUUCGUGUUGUUUGUCUUUUAGUGUUGUUUGAAAUAAAGCAGUUACUGUAGUUUGUUUAUUAACAUUGAGUUUUGAAGAGUCACACUUCUCUUGACAAAUCCAUGCAAUCAGAUAUUUCUGAUUGUAUUCUCAAGGUGCGUUUAAAUAUUCCUUCAUUUUUGCUAUUUGCGGUAAAGUUGUAACUGGGUCCAGAGGAGAGGUUGGCAAACAGCCAAUACUAAGUGCUUUAUGCUUUGGGGGCCUUAAGUCGCCGUUAACUGCUUCCUGUCCCUCGGUUGGGUGUUCCUUCUCUACUGCAUGCUGCACAGGGUCAAGCCACAGGCUGUUUCUUAGAAGUCCAGCUCUUGCCUGCAGAGGGCUGGGAUUACAAGUGCAAGAGCACUGUGCUUUAAGUCUGCUGUCGGCACUUGCCAGCACCUGUUCCCAUGGACACUCUUAUAUCAUUGGGUCUGCUGGAUCAUUUAGACAAAGUUGAGAAGUUUGUCUUCCAGCCUUAACUUACUCUGGUCCACGUUUGCAACUAGGAAGCCUGACAGGCCACUGUGUAGUUAGAGCACAGUCAGAUGUUGCAGAUGUUGCCCCUAACCUUCAGAAGGUCUGUGGAGCAGUGCGCUUCUUUUUCUGUCAUAGGUGCCAUGAGGUGCAAUAAUGUGGAGGGGCUGUCUUUUCACAAUCCAGGCCACUAGCCCACAGAAACCGAGGCUUCUGAAUCUCUAGCCCUCAAUUUUCCAUAUUUAUUAUAAAGGAAUCUAAAGUAUUUUCUAUUUUGUGCCCUUGGAUCUAAUCAACGUAGUGUCAGCAUCAUGUACCAGUACGCUGUUUCAUUCAGCAACAAACCUCUGGAGACUAUGUUAUGGCAGAAAACCAGAUAAAUGAUUAUAUAGUAUUUGUAUCUCAUUUUUAAAAAGGGUAAAGAGUCUAAGUAGGGGCCACCAAACUAAACACAUUUGUGGGCCUUUCACCAAGGAACCCCCAGUUUGAGACACCUGGUAGUAAGUACAGUUAAUAUUGGGAGUAUAGAUAUAUUUUUAUGACACUGUGAAAUUUCAGGGUUUUAGUCCCUUCAGUGUUAGAAUAAAAAUAGAAAAUUCUAGCCCUGCUCUUCAUCAUGUGAAAAGUAACAACAAGCUCAGGACUCCAGGCUUUGGAGACAGACUAACCUGUGUUCAGGUCUUGAUUCAUCACUUCCUCAGCAGAUGACAUGGGGCCAAUCGGUGUUCUCCAGAUCUGGUUCAUUAGCUGUUAGGGGCUCAUGGGUUGUUAAGGGCUGUGAUGAUAAUUAAGGGAGCUCAUAUAUAUAAGGCUCCUGCCUGGUGUUCUGACACAUACUGCACCUCAGUGAAUGGUGACUGAUGUUACUAAUACUCCUGGAGUAAACUGGUUUCAGUGGCUUUCGUAUGUCUCACCUGCAGAAACAGAGCCACUGUGUGAAGUCUGAUGACUGAGGAAUGAUGCUCCUGAGUGUGGCUGAUGGCAGUAGGAUUCCAGAGGUCCCUGUGUCAAGAGGGGAGGAGACUGCGCCAUCCGUCUACACUCACUGCCUUCCUGAGUGUGCUUGGCGUCCAGGGAAGGAGCAUUCUGACGUGUCUCACCGUCAUCCUCACGGAAUGGCAGCCGUCGGCCUGUCCCAGGGAGGUCGUGUUUCCAGUGACCUGAUCUUCCUUCAUGAAGAAAAGACACAGGCAGCAAGGAUGGUGGCUGACUGUCUGAUAAAUUAUCAGGACUCGGUGACCUUUGAUGACGUGGCUGUGGGCUUCACCCAGGAGGAAUGGGCUUUACUGGACUCAGCGCAGAGAGACCUGUACAGAGACGUGAUGUUGGAGAACUACAGGAACCUGGCCUCAGUAGGGAAUCGCCUGUUCAAACCCAGCGUGAUCUGUUGGCUGGAGGAAGAGGAGUGGAUGACAGUGCAGAGGGGAGAGCUCCAUGCAUGUCAACUGAAAACCGAGGGGUCAGCACUUUGGCAGGAUAUUAUUUGUUUAAAAACAUCAAAUGGGAUUCAGACGGCAGGAACCCACAAUGGAAGGGAACCCUGUGACUGUGAGCAGUGUGGAGAAAUGUUUGUUGAGCACUGGUGCCUUAACACGCACACGAAAAUUCAAGGUACAGAGAACACUCCCAUCUCUAAUCAGUGUGGGAAGUAUUUUAUUCCCCACAAGAAAAUCUCUACUGGAGAGAAACUACCUGUGUUUAAUCCAUGUGCAAAAGCCUUUAGCUUGACUCCAGAUGUUGUUUACCAUAGAACGCGCAAGGGAGACAAAUCCUUGGACUGCAGUGACAGUGGGAAGGAUUUCCUUGAUCAGUCCUACCUUCAGGCACGGGUGAGAACUCACAUUGGAGAACUCUAUGGAGAGAAGCAGUGCGGGAGAGCCCUCACUGACCUCACGAGCCGUGCUGUGCCUGUGGAAAUGCAUACUACAAAGAAUGUCCAUGUAUGUAAGGAAUGUGGAAAAUUUAGCAGAUCUCCUUCCGACCUUAAAAUUCACAUGCAAAUCCACACAGGGGAGAAACCCUAUGAACUUAUGGAAUGUGGGAAGUCUCUCACUAUUUCUUCCAGCCUAACUGAACAUGUAAAACUUCAUAGCAAAGAGAAACCUCAUCAACAUAAGGAAUGUGGAAAAUCCUUCACUGGGCAUUCAGGCUUUUCUGAUCAAAUACUCACUGGAGAGAAGUCCUAUGAACAUAAGGAAUGUAAGAAAGUCCACAGUCAAUUUUAUCUACUAACUGAGUGUUUAAAAACUCACAGGAGGGAGAAACCCUUUGCAUGUAAGGUAUGUGGAAAAUCUUUUAGAAAUUCGUCAUGCUUGAAUAACCAUGUUCGAAUUCACACUGGGGUAAAACCCUAUAAAUGUGAGUAUUGCGGGAAAGCCUUUGCUGUGCGCUGUGGCCUCACUAGACAUAUACGAACUCACACUGGCGAGAAGCCAUAUGAGUGUAAGGAAUGUGGGAAAGCCUUCUGUACAUCCUCAGGCCUUAUUGAACAUAUAAGAACUCACACUGGAGAGAAGCCCUAUGAAUGUAAGGAUUGUGGGAAAGCUUUCACUGUUUCUUCCAGCUUAACGGAACAUGUAAGAAUUCAUACUGGAGAGAAACCAUAUGAAUGUAAGCAGUGUGGAAAAGCCUUCACUGGGCGCUCAGGCCUUUCUAAACAUGAACGCACACACACUGGAGAGAAACCCUAUGAAUGUAAGGAAUGUGGGAAAGCCUACAAUAGGUUUUAUCUACUAAAUGAACAUUUAAAAACUCACACACAGGAGAAGCCCUUUGAAUGUAUGGUAUGCAGAAAAUCCUUUAGAAACUCUGCAUGCCUGAAUAAGCACAUUCAAAUUCACACUGGAAUAAAACCCUAUGAAUGUAAAGAAUGUGGAAAAGCCUUCACUGUUUCUUCAAGCCUAACUGAACACAUACGAACUCACACUGGAGAGAAGCCCUAUGAAUGUAAAGAAUGUGGAAAAGCCUUCACGACUUCCUCACACCUGAUUGUGCAUGUAAGAACUCACACUGGAGAGAAGCCCUAUAUAUGUAAGGAAUGUGGAAAAUCCUUUGCUUCUUCCUCACACCUCAUUGAACAUAUAAGAACUCACACUGGAGAGAAACCAUAUAUAUGUAAAGAAUGCGGGAAAGCCUUCCGUGCUUCUUCACACCUCCAUAAACAUAUAAGAAUUCACACAGGGCAGAAAGCCUAGUGUAAGGAAUGUGGAAAAGUCUACAAUAGGUUUUAUCUCUUAAGUGAACAUUUAGUAAAUUACACUGAAGAGAAGCUUUUUGAAUGUGAGGUAUGUGGAAAAUCCUUUAGGAAUUCUUCAUGCCUUAAUCAUCACUCCGAACUUCACACUGGUGAGAAACCUCAUUAAUGUGAAGAAUGUGGAAAAGCCCUCAGUUGUGCUAGUUCACUUUGGAGACAUGGACAUACACUCUUGAGAUCCCUCGUCAGUUUCAGGAACACGGGAGAGCCAUUGGAAUCCGAUCAUAGUCCGGCAUGGAGGAGCUCACUGUGGACCUGUGUGACAUAAGAAACACAGAAAGCCUUCACCAUUUCCUUGGGUUUUCCUAAAUAUGUGAAUCUUGGACUGCUGAACUACCCUGUUGAUAUGUGAUAUGUGGAAAGUUGUAGUUAUGCUAAACAAUGUUCACUUGUGAUCUCACAGUGGAGAAAGGACU
Microcebus murinus (gray mouse lemur) is the source of this 5304-nucleotide messenger RNA. NCBI's taxonomy places the organism in Eukaryota, Metazoa, Chordata, Mammalia, Primates, Cheirogaleidae. The record is from RefSeq and is a predicted model, not a curated record.